This is a messenger RNA of Lotus japonicus, 432 nucleotides long. RefSeq names its product secreted RxLR effector protein 161-like. The record is from RefSeq and is a predicted model, not a curated record. NCBI's taxonomy places the organism in Eukaryota, Viridiplantae, Streptophyta, Magnoliopsida, Fabales, Fabaceae. The coding region runs from base 1 to 432 and encodes 143 amino acids. The transcript has a single exon.
AUGUCAACUAGUAAUCCUGCCUCAAGUCCGAUUGAAGUUAAUGUGAAGCUGGAGAAAGAGGAAGAUAGUGAAUAUGCAGAUGAAACUUUGUUCGAGCAGAUAGUUGGUUCUUUAAGGUAUCUAUGCAAUGCCAGACCUAACAUUUGCUAUAGUGUUGGAGUGGUUAGUAGAUACAUGUGCAAUCCUAAGAAGAUUCACAUGCUUGCUGCCAAGAGGAUUUUGAGGUACUUCCAAAGAACUAUGGAUUAUGGCUUACUGUUUCCAUUUGGAAAGAAUACUAUGAAAACUGAGAUGGUUUUGACCGGAUAUGAUGAUUCAAAUUAUUGUGGAGAUUUGGAUGAUAGAAAGAGUAAAUCGAGGUGCUUGUUUUUGCUCAAUGGAGCUCCUAUCUCAUGGUGUUCCAAGAGGUCUUCCAACCACAAAGCCUGCUAG